Messenger RNA from Oreochromis niloticus (Nile tilapia), 1725 nucleotides. RefSeq names its product asparaginyl-tRNA synthetase 2, mitochondrial (gene nars2). Gene Ontology annotation, molecular function: asparagine-tRNA ligase activity; nucleic acid binding; ATP binding. Gene Ontology annotation, cellular component: mitochondrion. Gene Ontology annotation, biological process: asparaginyl-tRNA aminoacylation. The coding region runs from base 183 to 1637 and encodes 484 amino acids. The transcript is spliced from 14 exons. Lineage: Eukaryota; Metazoa; Chordata; Actinopteri; Cichliformes; Cichlidae. The record is from RefSeq and is a predicted model, not a curated record.
GACCUAAACAGGAAGCGUUGCAUUCACUCUCAGACAACGUGAAAUCUGACAGUCAACUCCAGACAAAAUGCGGUGCAUAUAAUAAAACUGUUAAAUAUAUUGUCUUCCAAGUCUUCAGAUUGUGAUUGUAGCAUGUUGUGCUUUUAGCGGGUUCUGCGUCGGAAACAACAGCAUUUGUUACAAUGUUGCAGUCGGCAGCUAAAGUCCUUUCUUUUGCAUCAGCCACCUCAGUAUCUCGGGGAAUAGCGGCAGGUAUUCGACAUUAUUGUAAGAAUACACCAACUAAACUAAGAGUGUCCCAAGCUCUGUCUGGGGCAGAAUUGGGAUCUAACAUUAAAGUUCAGGGAUGGGUUCGCUCGGUUAGAGCUCAGAAAGCCAAUGUCUUUCUCCAUGUGAAUGACGGGAGCUCCUUGCAGUCAUUGCAGGUUAUCGCAAGUUCAGAGCUGAAUGAUCCGUUGCUCACAUUUGGUAGUGCCGUUGAAGUCACGGGCAUUCUUAAGAAAAGUCCACACCAAAAACAACCAGUUGAACUUGAUGCUAAGCAAAUCAAUGUAGUUGGAGAAUGUAACCCUGUGGAUUUUCCCUUUAAAAUCAAAGAGCGGCAUGGCCUUGAGUAUAUUCGCCAAUUUCCUCAUCUCAGGUGCAGAACAAAUGCUUUUAGCUCCCUGUUGAGGAUACGAAGUGAGGCCACUGCAGCAAUUCACUCAUAUUUCAAGGACAAUGGCUUUGUAGAGAUUAACACUCCAAUCAUCACGUCAAAUGACUGCGAAGGGGCAGGGGAGCUCUUUCAGGUUGAGCCAUCAGGCCCAGAUCAUGCAGAUGGAGAGAACUUUUUCUCUGUACCAGCCUACUUGACUGUGUCUGGACAACUUCAUUUGGAAGUGGUGUCAGGGGCUUUUUCUAAAGCCUACACAUUUGGGCCAACUUUCCGUGCAGAGAACUCCCAAAGCAGACGCCACCUGGCUGAGUUUUACAUGGUAGAGGCAGAGAUCUCCUUCACACAGUCCUUAGAGGAUCUCACUAAGGUUAUGGAGGACAUGUUCAGAUUUGCCACAGAGCAUGUAUUGGCUCACUGUGUGGAGGAUGUGGAUUUGUUUCACAAGCAUGUGACUCCUGGGCACAGGGACACUGUAGAUGCUAUGCUAAAGAAUAGCUUUCCUGUGAUUACCUACAGAGAAGCUAUAGACAUCCUGCGCCGCAGUUCAGAGAGAUUUGCCUUCCCAACAGAUUGGGGCUGUGACCUUAAGACAGAACACGAGAAGUACCUGGUGAAACAUUGUGGCAACAUUCCAGUCUUUGUCACUGAUUAUCCUUAUGAUCUGAAGCCUUUUUAUGCAAGAGACAACCAGGAUCAUCCUGAGCGUACAGCAGCUGCGGUGGACCUUCUUGUGCCAGGAGUUGGAGAGCUCUGUGGGGGCUCCCUAAGAGAGGAGAGGCUGAAUCUGCUGAGUGCUCGGCUGGAAGAGGCUGGCUUGGAAGACGUCUAUAGUUGGUAUCUGGACUUGAGGCGUUUUGGCUCUGUCCCUCAUGGCGGCUUCGGACUGGGAUUUGAGCGAUAUUUGCAAUGCAUUCUUGGUGUCGACAACAUAAAAGAUGUCAUUCCUUUCCCAAGAUUUUCUCAUUCUUGUCUUCUGUGAAAAAACAAUUCAAGCAUUUUGGAUAUGUUAAAAAAAUUAUGUAUGUCUGGGAAACAUUAAAUAAAUGUAAUAUUCAGGAUUGUUUUAA